Messenger RNA from Setaria italica (foxtail millet), 1558 nucleotides. RefSeq lists its product as uncharacterized. Bases 341 to 1207 code for a protein of 288 amino acids. NCBI's taxonomy places the organism in Eukaryota, Viridiplantae, Streptophyta, Magnoliopsida, Poales, Poaceae. The record is from RefSeq and is a predicted model, not a curated record. The transcript is spliced from 2 exons.
CCAUGCAGCGACGACAGCGUCCAACAUCACCACCCCCAGCCAUCCCCCGGUCCAUGUGUCGCGCCACCGCUUCCCCCGCCGGUCGCCAUCGCCGGUGACCUCAGCUCGCACUGCCCCGCCGGUCGGGUAUAUAUAGACUCGACGGCCACCCGACAGGCUAUACUUCCCACCCCAACCACUGAUCGCUCUCCAGGUAUUCUCACCUGCACCACUUGGAUCUUCUUCUCUUCUGCUAGCUGAACGAGCCACCUGGGUUGCAUUAGCAACCUGCUCAGUAGUGAUAGGUAUCCUCGGCUCCUAGCUAGUUUGACUACUUUGGUAGGUGAUCGUCGGACCAGGCAUGGCGAUGGCGACGACGGAGCAACGUCUUGGCCGCGUCCAUGAUGACGACGAGCGGCAAGACGGUGGUGACCGCGGCGUCGUGGCGAGGGAUGCGGCGAGCCGGCGGGUGUCCCGCCUGGCUGUCGAGGGAGGCGCCGACGCCGACGGCAGCAAGGGCGCCGGGCGUGCCCAGGGCGUGUUGAAGGGCAGGCUGCAGGACGACGCGGUGGCGGCGCGGCGCCGGCGCUCGUUCGGCGGCGCGCGGGCGCUGCCGCCGCCGCACGCGUGGCUGGCGAUCGAGGACGCGGGUGGCAAGAAGCGGUACGACAGCGACCCGGAGGCGGCGGCGGAGGAGCAGUGGGCGCGGCUGCUCGGCGCGACGGGCGCGAGGCAGCAGCAGCUGCGGCGGAGCAGCUUCACGGUGGUGCGGCGCGAGCGCGCGGCGCGGGAGGCGUGGCUGGACCGCGCGUGGGAGAUGAAGCGGAGCUGGCACCAGCGCAACGGCGGCGCCCCCGACGCGGACACCCCCGUGGUGGUGGUGGUGGGGAAGGGCGGCGGGGGCGGCGGCGAAGGCGGCUCGGGCGCCUCCUCGCCGGGCCGGUCCCAGCAGGCGGGCGCGGUGGGCGGCGGCGGCGUGGCCAUGGACGUGGAGGAGGUCCGCGCGUGCCGCGACCUCGGGCUGGAGCUCCCCUCCGACUGCACCGUGGAGAUCCAGUGCUACGGGCUGACGUCCGGCGGCAGCAGCCCCACCCACACCGCCAGCAGCGGCGCCGACUCCCCCGGCGCCGUCUCCAGCCCCGGAGCUGAUCCGAUGGACGUGAAGGCUCGGCUCAAGGUGUGGGCGCAGGCGGUGGCGCUGGCAUCCACCUCCCAUCUCGGCUCCUGAUAAUGCUCCAUGCCAUGCACACAUGCCAGCCACCGUGGCAGCAACAAAGCAAGUGAUCGAAACAAGCUGGCAUAAAUUUUUUUAGCCGUAUCAUACAUGGGUUCUCUAGCUAAUAUGUAUGCAGAUGUGUGUGCACCGCUGUGUUUUUUUUUUGUUUCUUUUCGUCCCAACGUACUUAAAUAUAAAUGCUGUACGCACUCGAGUAAUUAAGUACUCUUCCAUUUGUAAUUUGUAACUUGUGAGCCUUGAGUGUGUGGGAGAGACAUAUAAGCGUGUGUCUUGUGUGUGUCUGUGUGAAAAUCAAUGUAUACUAUCUACAUUUCUAACGACAACUUUGAUCGUCCCAGGCAA